Messenger RNA from Salvia hispanica, 2090 nucleotides. It is a transcript of the gene POD1, whose product is annotated as POLLEN DEFECTIVE IN GUIDANCE-like protein. The record is from RefSeq and is a predicted model, not a curated record. Gene Ontology annotation, cellular component: endoplasmic reticulum membrane. Lineage: Eukaryota; Viridiplantae; Streptophyta; Magnoliopsida; Lamiales; Lamiaceae.
GGCACUCACAAACCACCACUGAUCGUCGUCUAUGGCGUUGAGAUCCGGCGACCGCAAGCUGUCCUUCGACAUCCUAGCCGAUUCCGAAUACGAUUACCUCUCCGCCGAACCCGACGCCGCAAUUUCCCGCUCCCUUUCCGAUCCCGCGCGUCCCCAGAAUGGCGCCUCUGCGUCCUCUCCUCGAAAGAGAAAGAAGAGGAAAAGCAGGAAGGGAAAAUCGACUCUCAAUUCCGAGAGCCCCACGGCGGAUACCCCCUUGAUCAACGGAGAUUUGAAUUACAGCUGUACGCUCAGCACAGUCACGGAGGCCGCUUCCGUCGUGCCGGAUUUAGAUUGCGAGGUGACGCUUUCAUCGGUUUACGGGGCACUGCGGCAGAGGAAUGUGGGGAAUGGGGGAUGUUCGGAAGUGAACAGUGAUGAUAGUGCAAGCAGUAAGAAAGAUGAUUCUGCCAAGGAAGAAGUCGCCGAGAAUUGGAAUGCCGGAUGUAAGGAAAUCGCUCAGCAGGGGCCGGAAAUGAACGGGAGGAAAUUGGAGAAAGAUGGAACUUUGGAUUGGAAGGAAUGGAUGGGCGAAGACGCCAAUUAUGUAUUACCAAUGGAUAAGUCACCAGUGAAAUAUUACUUGGAAGAAGUGCAUGCUGGAUAUUCCUUGAGGAGCACUACAACCCUUGGGAAUGAUAAAGAACGGGAACGGGUAUAUGAUACCAUAUUUCGCCUGCCAUGGCGCUGUGAACUGCUUAUCAACAUUGGGUUCUUUGUCUGCUUUGAUUCGUUCCUAUCGCUCUUAACCAUUAUGCCAACACGGAUUGUCAUGGUAUUUUGGAAGCUUCUUAGAACCAGGCAGUUCAAGAGGCUUUCCUCACCGGAGCUGUCUGAUUUUGGCUGCUUUAUUGCCCUGAUUAUUGGAGUCACUCUAUUACAACAAGCAGAUAUCAGCUUAAUUUAUCAUAUGAUCCGUGGCCAAGGCAUUAUUAAACUAUAUGUGGUCUACAACGUUUUGGAGGUAUUUGAUAAACUAUGCCAAAGUUUUGGGGGUGAUGUAAUGCAAGCUCUAUUUAAUUCAGCGGAUGGACUUGCCAACUGCUCACCAGAAAACAUGCAAUUUUGGGUGUGGAGAUUUGUUUCAGAUGAAGCCCUAGCAGUUGCUGCUUCUGUUAUUCAUUCAUUUAUUUUACUAGCUCAGGCAAUCACUCUGUCAACCUGUAUUGUUGCUCACAACAAUGCACUGUUUGCUAUGCUUGUCUCUAAUAAUUUUGCUGAGAUUAAAAGCAACGUGUUUAAACGUUACAGCAAGGACAAUGUUCAGAGCUUGGUUUACUUUGAUUCAGUUGAAAGGUUCCAUAUCACAGCAUUUAUACUGUUUGUUUUAGCUCAAAAUAUACUAGAAGCCGAGGGUCCUUGGUUUGAAAGCUUCCUUUAUAAUGCUCUGGUUGUUUACAUAUGCGAAGUCAUGAUUGAUAUAAUAAAACACUCAUUCAUUUCUAAAUUCAAUGGCCUAAAGCCCACAGCAUUCUCUGAAUUUCUAGAAGAUCUCUGCAAGCAGACGUUAAAUAUGCAAACGGAGAACAGCAAUAAGAACCUUACAUUCGUUCCUCUGGCACCAGCGUGUGUGGUGAUCCGCGUCCUACGACCUGUAUAUGCGGCCCAUCUCCCCUAUAACCCACUUCCAUGGAGAUUAUUUUGGAUGUUGGUGCUGUCUGGCAUGACAUUUGUGAUGCUAGCUAGUCUUAAGAUGUUGAUCGGGAUGGGGCUCCGGAAACAUGCAACGUGGUAUGUGAAAAGGUGCCAGAGCAGGAAGCUUCACUCUGACUGACUGCAGCUUCUAUAGAGGAUGGAUACUUCAUUACAGAGGAUACUCGAGGUGAUCCUCAGUCGAGCAGAAGCACGCACGCUUCAUUUCACGGUACAUGGAUAGCAGCAUAUCCUACCAAUUUUGAUAACAUGAUUUUAGGGAGGUAAAUAGAGCAAUGAAACUGAUGAGCCGUUUAUUGAUGAAGAGGUUGUACAGUUAUGAACUUGUGUUUCUGUCCUCUCAAAGUAAGACACACAUCUGCUAUAUAUAUCAUACAUUUUUUUUUGGAACUGCAUCA